Molecule: messenger RNA, 753 nt
Organism: Diabrotica balteata
Lineage: Eukaryota; Metazoa; Arthropoda; Insecta; Coleoptera; Chrysomelidae
Source: the annotation of a GenBank genome assembly
AUGAGCACGUUAUGGCUUCUCAGUAAAAAGAGGAAGGAACAAGAAGAAAGAGAAAGUGUUAUAAAGUAUGUUACUCAAAUGAGAAGAAAAGGUACUUCUCCGCCAGUAUUAAGUGGGCCUUUAGCACGGCUUCCCAUACUAAGCAGUCCCAACUUAAACGACAACAAUAACCUGGGGCGGUCUCCUGUGAUUCCAUUUUGUACGCGAGCCGUGACGUUGCCAGAAAUAUCAGAAAUGGGAAAUUAUCAAGCCUUUUUAAAUGAAACGUCUGCCAGCAAUGAUAUACACCCAAUUACAUUUUUGGCGCCUGAACUUCCCGAAGAAACGCUGUUGGAGAAAGAACACAAUGAAACGUUGGCAAAAAUAAACUUCGUCUUGGCAUUAAGUAACUGUAUUUUGGAAAUGGCUUCCCAAAGGUCAGCACCCCUAUCUAUGCUUGUGGAUCAUUCUCGACAAAAUCCUCCCACAAAUGAGGCUACGAAAAGAGCUGAACAACUAGUAUUGUCGGUGAGAGCGUUGCAAUUGCUUAGUUCCGGGCUGGCUCUGGCUACUAAGCAAAUUAAGGCUGGACAAUUGAGGCCUAGUAGUACUGUUAAGACUGUUCUUUCUACUAUGAACGCAAAAUUUAAAUCAACUCUUCAAGAAUGCAAGCAAUUGAAUAGCACAGGUUUGCUAAACAAAGUUGGUGGUUCUGGUAUAACGGCAGACAAAAUUAUAUACAAUUAUGCCAUUCAAAUGAUAAAGAAGCAGUAG